AUGAAGACAGUGAAUGGUUAUAUCAUGGAGUAUUUGGAGUGGUUUCAGCAUGAAUGUUACCCAACCCAGACAGAACUUUACAACCGCAAUUACGACAGGAUGAACCUCCGCAGCACGUUGAGGAACAAGGUUAAAGAGAGAGCAGCCUUUCACCAUAUUGUUAAGGAAAAACUUAGAGAAUUGUGGAUAAAAGAGAACAAGGAAACAGGCAUAGCAUUAGAGGAAGAAGUGAAAGACCCAAAUUACGAACCACCAUUAACAGGGGCGGUAUCAGAGUCGGAGCCCGAAAAAGAACUGGAAAAAAAGAGAGUGGGUAGGGAUGAUACCUCAGUAAAGAGAAUACGAGAGAAAGGCAAAGAGGACUUACAGAUAGAAGAUAAUCGCGAACAACUGGAACAAGACAAGGAGGAAGAGGAUGCUGACCUAGUGAAGGGAAAGAGAAAAAAGGAAACAAUGGGAAGAAAAGCUGUUAGCUCGGUGAAGAGAAGGUGAGAGGGAGACGACGUUGAGCAAGAACAUUCUGACAAGGGUGAACUGCGUGCUGUUCUUUUUGCAACCACCAAGGAAAAUGAUCAACUAGAAGAAGAGGAGGAUGAGCAACAGGAAAAAAAAAAAAGAAAACAAACAAAAAAAAACCGGAAGGGAAAAAAAAAAAAAAGAAAAGAGGGGAAGCAAAAGAAAGGAAGAGAGAGAGAAAGUAGCGGAAAGAAAAUGCUGUUCUUUUUGCAACCACAAAAGAAAAAGAAAAAAAAAAAAAAGAGGAGGAAAAAAUAAAGGAAAAAAAAAAAAAUAAAACAAACAAAAAAAAACCGGAAGGGAAAAAAGAAAAAAAGAGAAGAGGGGAAGCACAAGAAAGGACGAGAGAGAGAGAGUAGUGGAAAGAGAAUCCAUUACGUUGAAAGGAGAUGCCCCAUAUGUAAAAAUAAAGUAAAAAAUCUUCCCCGCCAUCUCAGGAAUCUUCACGUGCAAAAAAACGAACAAGUUCCAGCUUAGAGAGUUAAAGCCUUGGUGGAGAUGGCAAAACACGCAAACAAAAGAAAAGGGGGAAAGGUGGUUAUGAAGAUUAAAGACGGGACUCAGAAGACAUACGAGAAAAAAGAAAAUCUGUCCAAAGCACGACUCAGUUUGCGUCUAUUUGACAACACACAUGGCUUUCUUCUUGGGAAUGUAAUUUGCCUUCAUCACGGACCCGAAACGUUCCUUCCCUCACACUUUCUUCUCUGAUUGUUCUGGUCUUUACUUCAUUUCCAUGGCUUCUUCUCUCCCUUAGGUUCUUGUAUUAGGUCACUCUUUUAUUCGAAAGCUUCGGGAUGACCUUAAUUCGCAUUUCAAUUCACAGGCUGAUGACACGUUUGGUCUCUCAGAUCACGCCAUUGUUCAUUAACACGGCAAUGGCGGUCUUACUGUAGCGAGAUCGCACUGCGAUCUCGGAAUUGUUUCCUCUUUGUCCCCCAAAUUGUUAUUUUGGAACUAGGUAUGAAUUAUCUUGCUCGCCUUUGCCCUGAAGUUGCCGGCUCUGAAAUUGAAAAGUUAGUGUGCUUAUUCCUGCACACCUUUUCAGUUCGGAUCAUUGGUGUGUGCAAGGCAUUACCUCGUGUUAAAGCGCCCUUUUUCAACGGCGCUGCAUCCAUACUUAAUCAAUAUCUUUGUGGCGUUUUCUCUUUUCUCUUCGCAUGCUGUCUUCUUAACCACUUCACAUGUUCACUGGAUAAGCUUGUUGAUAAAGAUUUAGAUUUAGUUAGUCAUUUCUCCUGUUUUCGUGAAUUUGCUACUCAGGGCAGUUGUGGGACGAGCCAUGCUUGUCCUUGCCCAUUAUUAACUGACUAUACUUUAGAUUAUUUGGGGCAGUGUGGGGCUUGCUACUGCAGCAACUUAUGUUAGCCACGCUUGUCCUUGCCCGUCUUUGUUUAAUUUUAUUUAUUUGGGGCAGUUUGGGGCUUGCUAUUGCGGCAACUGACAUUAGCCAUGCUUGUCCUUGUCCGUCGUUGUUUAAUUUCAUUCUUCAGUUUUUAUGUUUUAUUUGGGGCAGUUUUGGGCUUUCCAAUGCUUUCCACCCUUGCCCAUCGUUGUUAUUGAGCCUGGUCCUCCAGUUUUAUUGCUGGGGCAGUUAUGGGACUUGCAGCUAUAACCAAUGGCUGUUUUACCCUUCCCCGUUUAUUACAAUGUUAACUGUUUUGCUGUUAAUGAGUUUGGGCCGUUUAGGAGGCUCACUGGAGCCGUAAAAGGAUGUUUGAGAGCAUCUUUGAUUUGGUUGUUUAAGAUUCAAGCAGCCUCUUUCUUUAAGAGCUGGUUUCUACCUUUUUCUUAUGGUUUUGUUUUUCAGAUGCCUCCCUGACGAUCUACUCGGUCGAAAUGACCUUCUAGCCAAGCCUUAGAGUCUUUUGUGGCUUCACCUCGGAGGAGGAGGCGUACCGCAGCUCAGAGUUCACAAUCCACUGGUAAUGACAGCAAACCAUCCCCUCAGUCAUCAGUUUUUCUUUCUAGGCCAUCUUCGCCUGCCGCCGAGCCUGCCAUUCCUGCAACCAGACUCGCCUUUCCUCCUACCCUGUUUGACCAGUUGGUUCAGUGGGAAGCAGCUGAGGUCACCAGACAGCUCCAGCCAACAUCUUUUUUGCCUGCUGUUCAGGAGUCCCAAGUGCCAUCUCCUGCCCCAACUGUAACGCCAUUAGACAUCAUAAAGACAUCAUCAAAUGACCAUGAAUGAACAUGAACAACCAUCAGAUAGCCCCAAAAAGAAGGACCACCCACCUCCACUCCAUCAGAGGAGAACAGAGAAGACGAUGAUGAUUCUGGAGAGCAGUACACCCUGCAAGAGCGUUACUUCACCUCAGCGAGACCCACCACUGAUAGGCACAGGUGGUAAAUAGCAUUUUACAACCACCUCAACCCUGCCUGAUGCUGGGAGCAAGAAGACAGGGAAUAGACUGCAGUAUCCUUCACAUAUCAACACCAUUCUGGAAGCCUACAUCCACACAGUUCCGAUCUAGAGGUGAUGUCCCGCGAUGAAGGGUAUAUAGUCUUGACAAACUGGGUAGACUUUAAAAUGAGCACCCUAACAACAGGCACCAUCAAUGCCUACCUUGGCACAUGAAAAAAUCCUGACUUUUGUCAUAGA
Porites evermanni is the source of this 3115-nucleotide messenger RNA. The record is from the annotation of a GenBank genome assembly. Lineage: Eukaryota; Metazoa; Cnidaria; Anthozoa; Scleractinia; Poritidae.